AUGAAGGCUCCGAGGGGGAGUAGGAAGGAGGCGGGGGGGGAAGGUGGAGGCCCUGAGGAAGAGGAGGGUGAGGAAGAGGAGGGUGAGGAAGACGGAGGUCGCCGAGGAGGAGGAAGACUCCGGAGGAGGGUGAUGGUGGGGAGGAAGAUGGAGAGCUGGAGGAAGAGGAUGGUCGUGGAGACCAUCGAGGAGGAAGAUGAAGGCCCUGAGGAGGAAGACGAAGGCCCCGAGGAGGAAGAUGAUGAUGACGGGGAUGAAGAUGAAGGCCCUGGGGAUGAAGAUGAAGGCCCCGAGGAGGAAGAUGAGGGUGAGGAGGAUGAAGAUGAAGGCUCUGAGGAGGAGGAAGAUGACCCCGGAGAUGAGGACGGGGAUGAAGAUGAAGGCCCCGAGGAGGAAGAUGAAGGCUCCGAGGAGCAGGAAGAUGACCCUGGAGCCGCUGAAGAGGACGGGGAUGAAGAUGAAGGCUCUGAGGACGAGGAAGAUGACCCCAGAAAUGAGGACGGGGAUGAAGAUGAAGGCCCCAAGGAGGAAGAUGAGGGUGAAGAGGAGGAAGAUGAUGGCAAGGAAGAGGAAGAUGAUGGAUCCGAGGCCACCACGGGCGGGGUCGAGGCCACCACGGGGGGGGUCGAGGCCACCGAGGAUCUGAGGUCGCCGUGCAGGUGA
Oxyura jamaicensis (ruddy duck) is the source of this 663-nucleotide messenger RNA. RefSeq names its product protein Ycf2-like. The record is from RefSeq and is a predicted model, not a curated record. The transcript is spliced from 5 exons. Lineage: Eukaryota; Metazoa; Chordata; Aves; Anseriformes; Anatidae. Bases 1 to 663 code for a protein of 220 amino acids.